This is a messenger RNA of Caenorhabditis remanei, 20388 nucleotides long. RefSeq lists its product as uncharacterized. The transcript has 2 exons. NCBI's taxonomy places the organism in Eukaryota, Metazoa, Nematoda, Chromadorea, Rhabditida, Rhabditidae. The record is from RefSeq and is a predicted model, not a curated record. Bases 1 to 20388 code for a protein of 6795 amino acids.
AUGCUGGACUCGGUGACUGAAGAAGUAGAUGAAGAAGUCUCUUCAGUCUCAGUGACACAUGGUUCUGUGGAGCUUGAUUCAGAAACAGAUUCUGUAGAAAUGCUGGACUCGGUGACUGAAGAAGUAGAAGUAGAUGAAGAAGUCUCUUCAGUCUCAGUGACACAUGGUUCAGUGGAGCUUGAUUCAGAUACAGAUUCUGUAGAAAUGCUUGACUCGGUGACUGAAGAAGUAGAUGAAGAAGUCUCUUCAGUCUCAGUGACACAUGGUUCAGUGGAGCUUGAUUCAGAUACAGAUUCUGUAGAAAUGCUUGACUCGGUGACUGAAGAAGUAGAUGAAGAAGUCUCUUCAGUAUCAGUGACACAUGGUUCAGUGGAGCUUGAUUCAGAUACAGAUUCUGUAGAAAUGCUUGACUCGGUGACUGAAGAAGUAGAUGAAGAAGUCUCUUCAGUCUCAGUGACACAUGGUUCAGUGGAGCUUGAUUCAGAUACAGAUUCUGUAGAAAUGCUUGACUCGGUGACUGAAGAAGUAGAUGAAGAAGUCUCUUCAGUCUCAGUGACACAUGGUUCAGUGGAGCUUGAUUCAGAUACAGAUUCUGUAGAAAUGCUGGACUCGGUGACUGAAGAAGUAGAAGUAGAUGAAGAAGUCUCUUCAGUCUCAGUGACACAUGGUUCUGUGGAGCUUGAUUCAGAUACAGAUACUGUAGAAAUGCUGGACUCGGUGACUGAAGUAGUAGAUGAAGAAGUCUCUUCAGUCUCAGUGACACAUGGUUUAGUGGAGCUUGAUUCAGAUACAGAUUCUGUAGAAAUGCUUGACUCGGUGACUGAAGAAGUAGAUGAAGAAGUCUCUUCAGUAUCAGUGACACAUGGUUCAGUGGAGCUUGAUUCAGAUACAGAUUCUGUAGAAAUGCUUGACUCGGUGACUGAAGAAGUAGAUGAAGAAGUCUCUUCAGUCUCAGUGACACAUGGUUUAGUGGAGCUUGAUUCAGAUACAGAUUCUGUAGAAAUGCUUGACUCGGUGACUGAAGAAGUAGAUGAAGAAGUCUCUUCAGUAUCAGUGACACAUGGUUCAGUGGAGCUUGAUUCAGAUACAGAUUCUGUAGAAAUGCUUGACUCGGUGACUGAAGAAGUAGAUGAAGAAGUCUCUUCAGUAUCAGUGACACAUGGUUCAGUGGAGCUUGAUUCAGAUACAGAUUCUGUAGAAAUGCUUGACUCGGUGACUGAAGAAGUAGAUGAAGAAGUCUCUUCAGUCUCAGUGACACAUGGUUCUGUGGAGCUUGAUUCAGAUACAGAUUCUGUAGAAAUGCUGGACUCGGUGACUGAAGAAGUAGAAGUAGAUGAAGAAGUCUCUUCAGUCUCAGUGACACAUGGUUCUGUGGAGCUUGAUUCAGAUACAGAUUCUGUAGAAAUGCUUGACUCGGUGACUGAAGAAGUAGAUGAAGAAGUCUCUUCAGUCUCAGUGACACAUGGUUCAGUGGAGCUUGAUUCAGAUACAGAUUCUGUAGAAAUGCUUGACUCGGUGACUGAAGAAGUAGAUGAAGAAGUCUCUUCAGUCUCAGUGACACAUGGUUCUGUGGAGCUUGAUUCAGAUACAGAUUCUGUAGAAAUGCUUGACUCGGUGACUGAAGAAGUAGAUGAAGAAGUCUCUUCAGUCUCAGUGACACAUGGUUCUGUGGAGCUUGAUUCAGAAACAGAUUCUGUAGAAAUGCUGGACUCGGUGACUGAAGAAGUAGAAGUAGAUGAAGAAGUCUCUUCAGUCUCAGUGACACAUGGUUCUGUGGAGCUUGAUUCAGAUACAGAUUCUGUAGAAAUGCUUGACUCGGUGACUGAAGAAGUAGAUGAAGAAGUCUCUUCAGUCUCAGUGACACAUGGUUCAGUGGAGCUUGAUUCAGAUACAGAUUCUGUAGAAAUGCUUGACUCGGUGACUGAAGAAGUAGAUGAAGAAGUCUCUUCAGUAUCAGUGACACAUGGUUCAGUGGAGCUUGAUUCAGAUACAGAUUCUGUAGAAAUGCUUGACUCGGUGACUGAAGAAGUAGAUGAAGAAGUAUCUUCAGUAUCAGUGACACAUGGUUCAGUGGAGCUUGAUUCAGAUACAGAUUCUGUAGAAAUGCUUGACUCGGUGACUGAAGAAGUAGAUGAAGAAGUCUCUUCAGUCUCAGUGACAAAUGGUUCUGUGGAGCUUGAUUCAGAUACAGAUUCUGUAGAAAUGCUGGACUCGGUGACUGAAGAAGUAGAUGAAGAAGUCUCAUCAGUCUCAGUGACACAUCGCUCUGUGGAGCUUGAUUCAGAUACAGAUUCUGUAGAAAUGCUGGACUCGGUGACUGAAGAAGUAGAUGAAGAAGUCUCUUCAGUCUCAGUGACAAAUGGUUCUGUGGAGCUUGAUUCAGAUACAGAUUCUGUAGAAAUGCUGGACUCGGUGACUGAAGAAGUAGAUGAAGAAGUCUCUUCAGUCUCAGUGACAAAUGGUUCUGUGGAGCUUGAUUCAGAUACAGAUUCUGUAGAAAUGCUGGACUCGGUGACUGAAGAAGUAGAUGAAGAAGUCUCUUCAGUCUCAGUGACACAUGGUUCAGUGGAGCUUGAUUCAGAUACAGAUUCUGUAGAAAUGCUGGACUCGGUGACUGAAGAAGUAGAUGAAGAAGUCUCUUCAGUCUCAGUGACAAAUGGUUCUGUGGAGCUUGAUUCAGAUACAGAUUCUGUAGAAAUGCUGGACUCGGUGACUGAAGAAGUAGAUGAAGAAGUCUCUUCAGUCUCAGUGACAAAUGGUUCUGUGGAGCUUGAUUCAGAUACAGAUUCUGUAGAAAUGCUGGACUCGGUGACUGAAGAAGUAGAUGAAGAAGUCUCUUCAGUCUCAGUGACAAAUGGUUCUGUGGAGCUUGAUUCAGAUACAGAUUCUGUAGAAAUGCUGGACUCGGUGACUGAAGAAGUAGAUGAAGAAGUCUCUUCAGUCUCAGUGACACAUGGUUCAGUGGAGCUUGAUUCAGAUACAGAUUCUGUAGAAAUGCUGGACUCGGUGACUGAAGAAGUAGAUGAAGAAGUCUCUUCAGUCUCAGUGACAAAUGGUUCUGUGGAGCUUGAUUCAGAUACAGAUUCUGUAGAAAUGCUGGACUCGGUGACUGAAGAAGUAGAUGAAGAAGUCUCUUCGGUCUCAGUGACACAUGGUUCUGUGGAGCUUGAUUCAGAUACAGAUUCUGUAGAAAUGCUGGACUCGGUGACUGAAGAAGUAGAUGAAGAAGUCUCUUCCGUUUCAGUGACACAUGGUUCAGUGGAGCUUGAUUCAGAUACAGAUUCUGUAGAAAUGACGGACUCGGUGACAGAAGAUGUAGAUGAAGAAGUCUCUUCGGUCUCAGUGACACAUGGUUCUGUGGAGCUUGAUUCAGAUACAGAUUCUGUAGAAAUGCUGGACUCGGUGAAUGAAGAAGUAGAUGAAGAAGUCUCUUCCGUUUCAGUGACACAUGGUUCUGUGGAGCUUGAUACAGAGGCAGAUUCUGUAGAAAUGCUGGACUCGGUGACUGAAGAAGUAGAUGAAGAAGUCUCUUCCGUUUCAGUGACACAUGGUUCAGUGGAGCUUGAUUCAGAUACAGAUUCUGUAGAAAUGACGGACUCGGUGACAGAAGAUGUAGAUGAAGAACUCUCUUCGGUCUCAGUGACACAUGGUUCUGUGGAGCUUGAUUCAGAUACAGAUUCUGUAGAAAUGCUGGACUCGGUGAAUGAAAAAGUAGAUGAAGAAGUCUCUUCCGUUUCAGUGACACAUGGUUCUGUGGAGCUUGAUACAGAGGCAGAUUCUGUAGAAAUGCUGGACUCGGUGACUGAAGAAGUAGAUGAAGAAGUCUCUUCCGUUUCAGUGACACAUGGUUCUGUGGAGCUUGAUUCAGAUACAGAUUCUGUAGAAAUGACGGACUCGGUGACAGAAGAUGUAGAUGAAGAAGUCUCUUCGGUCUCAGUGACACAUGGUUCUGUGGAGCUUGAUUCAGAAACAGAUUCUGUAGAAAUGCUAGACUCGGUGACUGAAGAAGUAGAUGAAGAAGUCUCUUCAGUUUCAGUGACACAUGGUUCUGUGGAGCUUGAUACAGAGAUAGAUUCUGUAGAAAUGCUGGACUCGGUGACUGAAGAAGUAGAUGAAGAAGUCUCUUCCGUUUCAGUGACACAUGGUUCUGUGGAGCUUGAUACAGAGGCAGAUUCUGUAGAAAUGCUGGACUCGGUGACUGAAGAAGUAGAUGAAGAAGUCUCUUCCGUUUCAGUGACACAUGGUUCUGUGGAGCUUGAUACAGAGGCAGAUUCUGUAGAAAUGCUGGACUCGGUGACUGAAGAAGUAGAUGAAGAAGUCUCUUCCGUUUCAGUGACACAUGGUUCAGUGGAGCUUGAUUCAGAUACAGAUUCUGUAGAAAUGCUGGACUCGGUGACUGAAGAAGUAGAUGAAGAAGUCUCUUCAGUUUCAGUGACACAUGGUUCUGUGGAGCUUGAUACAGAGGCAGAUUCUGUAGAAAUGCUGGACUCGGUGACUGAAGAAGUAGAUAAAGAAGUCUCUUCAGUCUCAGUGACACAUGGUUCUGUGGAGCUUGAUUCAGAAACAGAUUCUGUAGAAAUGCUGGACUCGGUGACUGAAGAAGUAGAUAAAGAAGUCUCUUCAGUCUCAGUGACACAUGGUUCUGUGGAGCUUGAUUCAGAUACAGAUUCUGUAGAAAUGCUGGACUCGGUGACUGAAGAAGUAGAUGAAGAAGUCUCUUCUGUUUCUGUGACACAUGGUUCUGUGGAGCUUGAUUCAGAUACAGAUUCUGUAGAAAUGCUGGACUCGGUGACUGAAGAAGUGGAUGAAGAAGACUCUUCAGUCUCAGUGACACAUGGUUCCGUGGAGCUUGAUUCAGAUACAGAUACUGUAGAAAUGCUUGACUCGGUGACUGAAGAAGUAGAUGAAGAAGUCUCUUUAGUCUCGGUGACACAUGGUUCUGUGGAGCUUGAUACAGAGGCAGAUUCUGUAGAAAUGCUGGACUCGGUGACUGAAGAAGUAGAUGAAGAAGUCUCUUCCGUUUCAGUGACACAUGGUUCAGUGGAGCUUGAUUCAGAUACAUAUUCUGUAGAAAUGACGGACUCGGUGACAGAAGAUGUAGAUGAAGAAGUCUCUUCGGUCUCAGUGACACAUGGUUCUGUGGAGCUUGAUUCAGAUACAGAUUCUGUAGAAAUGCUGGACUCGGUGACUGAAGAAGUAGAUGAAGAAGUCUCUUCCGUUUCAGUGACACAUGGUUCAGUGGAGCUUGAUUCAGAUACAGAUUCUGUAGAAAUGACGGACUCGGUGACAGAAGAUGUAGAUGAAGAAGUCUCUUCGGUCUCAGUGACACAUGGUUCUGUGGAGCUUGAUUCAGAUACAGAUUCUGUAGAAAUGCUGGACUCGGUGAAUGAAGAAGUAGAUGAAGAAGUCUCUUCGGUCUCAGUGACACAUGGUUCUGUGGAGCUUGAUACAGAGGCAGAUUCUGUAGAAAUGCUGGACUCGGUGACUGAAGAAGUAGAUGAAGAAGUCUCUUCCGUUUCAGUGACACAUGGUUCAGUGGAGCUUGAUUCAGAUACAGAUUCUGUAGAAAUGACGGACUCGGUGACAGAAGAUGUAGAUGAAGAAGUCUCUUCGGUCUCAGUGACACAUGGUUCUGUGGAGCUUGAUUCAGAUACAGAUUCUGUAGAAAUGCUGGACUCGGUGACUGAAGAAGUAGAUGAAGAAGUCUCUUCCGUUUCAGUGACACAUGGUUCAGUGGAGCUUGAUUCAGAUACAGAUUCUGUAGAAAUGACGGACUCGGUGACAGAAGAUGUAGAUGAAGAAGUCUCUUCGGUCUCAGUGACACAUGGUUCUGUGGAGCUUGAUUCAGAUACAGAUUCUGUAGAAAUGCUGGACUCGGUGAAUGAAGAAGUAGAUGAAGAAGUCUCUUCCGUUUCAGUGACACAUGGUUCUGUGGAGCUUGAUACAGAGGCAGAUUCUGUAGAAAUGCUGGACUCGGUGACUGAAGAAGUAGAUGAAGAAGUCUCUUCCGUUUCAGUGACACAUGGUUCAGUGGAGCUUGAUUCAGAUACAGAUUCUGUAGAAAUGCUGGACUCGGUGACAGAAGAUGUAGAUGAAGAAGUCUCUUCGGUCUCAGUGACACAUGGUUCAGUGGAGCUUGAUUCAGAUACAUAUUCUGUAGAAAUGACGGACUCGGUGACUGAAGAAGUAGAUAAAGAAGUCUCUUCAGUCUCAGUGACACAUGGUUCUGUGGAGCUUGAUUCAGAUACAGAUUCUGUAGAAAUGCUGGACUCGGUGAAUGAAGAAGUAGAUGAAGAAGUCUCUUCCGUUUCAGUGACACAUGGUUCUGUGGAGCUUGAUACAGAGGCAGAUUCUGUAGAAAUGCUGGACUCGGUGACUGAAGAAGUAGAUGAAGAAGUCUCUUCCGUUUCAGUGACAAAUGGUUCUGUGGAGCUUGAUUCAGAUACAGAUUCUGUAGAAAUGCUGGACUCGGUGACUGAAGAAGUAGAUGAAGAAGUCUCUUCCGUUUCAGUGACACAUGGUUCAGUGGAGCUUGAUUCAGAUACAGAUUCUGUAGAAAUGACGGACUCGGUGACAGAAGAUGUAGAUGAAGAAGUCUCUUCGGUCUCAGUGACACAUGGUUCUGUGGAGCUUGAUUCAGAUACAGAUUCUGUAGAAAUGCUGGACUCGGUGAAUGAAGAAGUAGAUGAAGAAGUCUCUUCCGUUUCAGUGACACAUGGUUCUGUGGAGCUUGAUACAGAGGCAGAUUCUGUAGAAAUGCUGGACUCGGUGACUGAAGAAGUAGAUGAAGAAGUCUCUUCCGUUUCAGUGACACAUGGUUCAGUGGAGCUUGAUUCAGAUACAGAUUCUGUAGAAAUGACGGACUCGGUGACAGAAGAUGUAGAUGAAGAAGUCUCUUCGGUCUCAGUGACACAUGGUUCUGUGGAGCUUGAUUCAGAUACAGAUUCUGUAGAAAUGCUGGACUCGGUGACUGAAGAAGUAGAUGAAGAAGUCUCUUCGGUCUCAGUGACACAUGGUUCUGUGGAGCUUGAUUCAGAUACAGAUUCUGUAGAAAUGCUGGACUCGGUGACUGAAGAAGUAGAUGAAGAAGUCUCUUCCGUUUCAGUGACACAUGGUUCAGUGGAGCUUGAUUCAGAUACAGAUUCUGUAGAAAUGACGGACUCGGUGACAGAAGAUGUAGAUGAAGAAGUCUCUUCGGUCUCAGUGACACAUGGUUCUGUGGAGCUUGAUUCAGAUACAGAUUCUGUAGAAAUGCUGGACUCGGUGAAUGAAGAAGUAGAUGAAGAAGUCUCUUCCGUUUCAGUGACACAUGGUUCUGUGGAGCUUGAUACAGAGGCAGAUUCUGUAGAAAUGCUGGACUCGGUGACUGAAGAAGUAGAUGAAGAAGUCUCUUCCGUUUCAGUGACACAUGGUUCAGUGGAGCUUGAUUCAGAUACAGAUUCUGUAGAAAUGACGGACUCGGUGACAGAAGAUGUAGAUGAAGAAGUCUCUUCGGUCUCAGUGACACAUGGUUCUGUGGAGCUUGAUUCAGAUACAGAUUCUGUAGAAAUGCUGGACUCGGUGAAUGAAAAAGUAGAUGAAGAAGUCUCUUCCGUUUCAGUGACACAUGGUUCUGUGGAGCUUGAUACAGAGGCAGAUUCUGUAGAAAUGCUGGACUCGGUGACUGAAGAAGUAGAUGAAGAAGUCUCUUCCGUUUCAGUGACACAUGGUUCUGUGGAGCUUGAUUCAGAUACAGAUUCUGUAGAAAUGACGGACUCGGUGACAGAAGAUGUAGAUGAAGAAGUCUCUUCGGUCUCAGUGACACAUGACUCGGUGACUGAAGAAGUAGAUGAAGAAGUCUCUUCAGUUUCAGUGACACAUGGUUCUGUGGAGCUUGAUACAGAGAUAGAUUCUGUAGAAAUGCUGGACUCGGUGACUGAAGAAGUAGAUGAAGAAGUCUCUUCCGUUUCAGUGACACAUGGUUCUGUGGAGCUUGAUACAGAGGCAGAUUCUGUAGAAAUGCUGGACUCGGUGACUGAAGAAGUAGAUGAAGAAGUCUCUUCCGUUUCAGUGACACAUGGUUCUGUGGAGCUUGAUACAGAGGCAGAUUCUGUAGAAAUGCUGGACUCGGUGACUGAAGAAGUAGAUGAAGAAGUCUCUUCCGUUUCAGUGACACAUGGUUCAGUGGAGCUUGAUUCAGAUACAGAUUCUGUAGAAAUGCUGGACUCGGUGACUGAAGAAGUAGAUGAAGAAGUCUCUUCAGUUUCAGUGACACAUGGUUCUGUGGAGCUUGAUACAGAGGCAGAUUCUGUAGAAAUGCUGGACUCGGUGACUGAAGAAGUAGAUAAAGAAGUCUCUUCAGUCUCAGUGACACAUGGUUCUGUGGAGCUUGAUUCAGAAACAGAUUCUGUAGAAAUGCUGGACUCGGUGACUGAAGAAGUAGAUAAAGAAGUCUCUUCAGUCUCAGUGACACAUGGUUCUGUGGAGCUUGAUUCAGAUACAGAUUCUGUAGAAAUGCUGGACUCGGUGACUGAAGAAGUAGAUGAAGAAGUCUCUUCUGUUUCUGUGACACAUGGUUCUGUGGAGCUUGAUUCAGAUACAGAUUCUGUAGAAAUGCUGGACUCGGUGACUGAAGAAGUGGAUGAAGAAGACUCUUCAGUCUCAGUGACACAUGGUUCCGUGGAGCUUGAUUCAGAUACAGAUACUGUAGAAAUGCUUGACUCGGUGACUGAAGAAGUAGAUGAAGAAGUCUCUUUAGUCUCGGUGACACAUGGUUCUGUGGAGCUUGAUACAGAGGCAGAUUCUGUAGAAAUGCUGGACUCGGUGACUGAAGAAGUAGAUGAAGAAGUCUCUUCCGUUUCAGUGACACAUGGUUCAGUGGAGCUUGAUUCAGAUACAUAUUCUGUAGAAAUGACGGACUCGGUGACAGAAGAUGUAGAUGAAGAAGUCUCUUCGGUCUCAGUGACACAUGGUUCUGUGGAGCUUGAUUCAGAUACAGAUUCUGUAGAAAUGCUGGACUCGGUGACUGAAGAAGUAGAUGAAGAAGUCUCUUCCGUUUCAGUGACACAUGGUUCAGUGGAGCUUGAUUCAGAUACAGAUUCUGUAGAAAUGACGGACUCGGUGACAGAAGAUGUAGAUGAAGAAGUCUCUUCGGUCUCAGUGACACAUGGUUCUGUGGAGCUUGAUUCAGAUACAGAUUCUGUAGAAAUGCUGGACUCGGUGAAUGAAGAAGUAGAUGAAGAAGUCUCUUCCGUUUCAGUGACACAUGGUUCUGUGGAGCUUGAUACAGACGCAGAUUCUGUAGAAAUGCUGGACUCGGUGACUGAAGAAGUAGAUGAAGAAGUCUCUUCCGUUUCAGUGACACAUGGUUCAGUGGAGCUUGAUUCAGAUACAGAUUCUGUAGAAAUGACGGACUCGGUGACAGAAGAUGUAGAUGAAGAAGUCUCUUCGGUCUCAGUGACACAUGGUUCUGUGGAGCUUGAUUCAGAUACAGAUUCUGUAGAAAUGCUGGACUCGGUGAAUGAAGAAGUAGAUGAAGAAGUCUCUUCCGUUUCAGUGACACAUGGUUCUGUGGAGCUUGAUACAGAGGCAGAUUCUGUAGAAAUGCUGGACUCGGUGAAUGAAGAAGUAGAUGAAGAAGUCUCUUCCGUUUCAGUGACACAUGGUUCAGUGGAGCUUGAUUCAGAUACAGAUUCUGCAGAAAUGACGGACUCGGUGACAGAAGAUGUAGAUGAAGAAGUCUCUUCGGUCUCAGUGACACAUGGUUCUGUGGAGCUUGAUUCAGAAACAGAUUCUGUAGAAAUGCUAGACUCGGUGACUGAAGAAGUAGAUGAAGAAGUCUCUUCAGUUUCAGUGACACAUGGUUCUGUGGAGCUUGAUACAGAGGCAGAUUCUGUAGAAAUGCUGGACUCGGUGACUGAAGAAGUAGAUGAAGAAGUCUCUUCCGUUUCAGUGACACAUGGUUCUGUGGAGCUUGAUACAGAGGCAGAUUCUGUAGAAAUGCUGGACUCGGUGACUGAAGAAGUAGAUGAAGAAGUCUCUUCCGUUUCAGUGACACAUGGUUCUGUGGAGCUUGAUACAGAGGCAGAUUCUGUAGAAAUGCUGGACUCGGUGACUGAAGAAGUAGAUGAAGAAGUCUCUUCCGUUUCAGUGACACAUGGUUCAGUGGAGCUUGAUUCAGAUACAGAUUCUGUAGAAAUGACGGACUCGGUGACAGAAGAUGUAGAUGAAGAAGUCUCUUCGGUCUCAGUGACACAUGGUUCUGUGGAGCUUGAUUCAGAUACAGAUUCUGUAGAAAUGACGGACUCGGUGACAGAAGAUGUAGAUGAAGAAGUCUCUUCUGUUUCAGUGACACGUGGCUCUGUGGAGCUUGAUUCAGAUACAGAUUCUGUAGAAAUGCUGGACUCAGUGACUGAAGUAGUAGAUGAAGAAGUCUCUUCAGUUUCAGUGACACAUGGUUCAGUGGAGCUUGAUUCAGAGGCAGAUUCUGUAGAAAUGCUGGACUCGGUGACUGAAGAAGUAGAUGAAGAAGUCUCUUCCGUUUCAGUGACACAUGGUUCAAUGGAGCUUGAUUCAGAGGCAGAUUCUGUAGAAAUGCUGGACUCGGUGGCUGAAGUAGUAGAUGAAGAAGUCUCUUCAGUUUCAGUGACACAUGGUUCAGUGGAGCUUGAUUCAGAGGCAGAUUCUGUAGAAAUGCUGGACUCGGUGGCUGAAGUAGUAGAUGAAGAAGUCUCUUCAGUUUCAGUGACACAUGGUUCUGUGGAGCUUGAUUCAGAUACAGAUUCUGUAGAAAUGCUGGACUCGGUGACUGAAGAAGUAGAUGAAGAAGUCGCUUCAGUCUCGCUGACACAUGGUUCUGUGGAGCUUGAUUCAGAAACAGAUUCUGUAGAAAUGCUGGACUCGGUGACUGAAGAAGUAGAUGAAGAAGACUCUUCAGUCUCAGUGACACAUGGUUCCGUGGAGCUUGAUUCAGAUACAGAUACUGUAGAAAUGCUUGACUCGGUGACUGAAGAAGUAGAUGAAGAAGUCUCUUUAGUCUCGGUGACACAUGGUUCUGUGGAGCUUGAUACGGAGGCAGAUUCUGUAGAAAUGCUGGACUCGGUGGCUGAAGUAGUAGAUGAAGAAGUCUCUUCAGUUUCAGUGACACAUGGUUCUGUGGAGCUUGAUUCAGAUACAGAUUCUGUAGAAAUGCUGGACUCGGUGAAUGAAGAAGUAGAUGAAGAAGUCUCUUUAGUCUCGGUGACACAUGGUUCUGUGGAGCUUGAUUCAGAUACAGAUUCUGUAGAAAUGCUGAACUCAGUGACUGAAGAAGUAGAUGAAGAAGUCUCUUCCGUUUCAGUGACACAUGGUUCAGUGGAGCUUGAUUCAGAUUCAGAUUCUGUAGAAAUGCUAGACUCGGUGACUGAAGAAGUAGAUGAAGAAGACUCUUCCGUUUCAGUGACACAUGGUUCAGUGGAGCUUGAUUCAGAGGCAGAUUCUGUAGAAAUGCUGGACUCGGUGGCUGAAGUAGUAGAUGAAGAAGUCUCUUCAGUUUCAGUGACACAUGGUUCUGUGGAGCUUGAUUCAGAUACAGAUUCUGUAGAAAUGCUGGACUCGGUGACUGAAGAAGUAGAUGAAGAAGUCGCUUCAGUCUCGCUGACACAUGGUUCUGUGGAGCUUGAUUCAGAAACAGAUUCUGUAGAAAUGCUGGACUCGGUGACUGAAGAAGUAGAUGAAGAAGACUCUUCAGUCUCAGUGACACAUGGUUCCGUGGAGCUUGAUUCAGAUACAGAUACUGUAGAAAUGCUUGACUCGGUGACUGAAGAAGUAGAUGAAGAAGUCUCUUUAGUCUCGGUGACACAUGGUUCUGUGGAGCUUGAUACGGAGGCAGAUUCUGUAGAAAUGCUGGACUCGGUGGCUGAAGUAGUAGAUGAAGAAGUCUCUUCAGUUUCAGUGACACAUGGUUCUGUGGAGCUUGAUUCAGAUACAGAUUCUGUAGAAAUGCUGGACUCGGUGAAUGAAGAAGUAGAUGAAGAAGUCUCUUUAGUCUCGGUGACACAUGGUUCUGUGGAGCUUGAUUCAGAUACAGAUUCUGUAGAAAUGCUGAACUCAGUGACUGAAGAAGUAGAUGAAGAAGUCUCUUCCGUUUCAGUGACACAUGGUUCAGUGGAGCUUGAUUCAGAUUCAGAUUCUGUAGAAAUGCUAGACUCGGUGACUGAAGAAGUAGAUGAAGAAGACUCUUCCGUUUCAGUGACACAUGGUUCAGUGGAGCUUGAUUCAGAGGCAGAUUCUGUAGAAAUGCUGGACUCGGUGGCUGAAGUAGUAGAUGAAGAAGUCUCUUCAGUUUCAGUGACACAUGGUUCUGUGGAGCUUGAUUCAGAUACAGAUUCUGUAGAAAUGCUGGACUCGGUGACUGAAGAAGUAGAUGAAGAAGUCGCUUCAGUCUCGCUGACACAUGGUUCUGUGGAGCUUGAUUCAGAAACAGAUUCUGUAGAAAUGCUGGACUCGGUGACUGAAGAAGUAGAUGAAGAAGACUCUUCAGUCUCAGUGACACAUGGUUCCGUGGAGCUUGAUUCAGAUACAGAUACUGUAGAAAUGCUUGACUCGGUGACUGAAGAAGUAGAUGAAGAAGUCUCUUUAGUCUCGGUGACACAUGGUUCUGUGGAGCUUGAUACGGAGGCAGAUUCUGUAGAAAUGCUGGACUCGGUGGCUGAAGUAGUAGAUGAAGAAGUCUCUUCAGUUUCAGUGACACAUGGUUCUGUGGAGCUUGAUUCAGAUACAGAUUCUGUAGAAAUGCUGGACUCGGUGAAUGAAGAAGUAGAUGAAGAAGUCUCUUUAGUCUCGGUGACACAUGGUUCUGUGGAGCUUGAUUCAGAUACAGAUUCUGUAGAAAUGCUGAACUCAGUGACUGAAGAAGUAGAUGAAGAAGUCUCUUCCGUUUCAGUGACACAUGGUUCAGUGGAGCUUGAUUCAGAUUCAGAUUCUGUAGAAAUGCUAGACUCGGUGACUGAAGAAGUAGAUGAAGAAGUCUCUUCUGUUUCAGUGACACGUGGCUCUGUGGAGCUUGAUUCAGAUACAGAUUCUGUAGAAAUGCUGGACUCAGUGACUGAAGAAGUAGAUGAAGAAGUCUCUUCCGUUUCAGUGACACAUGGUUCAAUGGAGCUUGAUUCAGAAGCAGAUUCUGUAGAAAUGCUGGACUCGGUGGCUGAAGUAGUAGAUGAAGAAGUCUCUUCAGUUUCAGUGACACAUGGUUCAGUGGAGCUUGAUUCAGAGGCAGAUUCUGUAGAAAUGCUGGACUCGGUGGCUGAAGUAGUAGAUGAAGAAGUCUCUUCAGUUUCAGUGACACAUGGUUCUGUGGAGCUUGAUUCAGAUACAGAUUCUGUAGAAAUGCUGGACUCGGUGACUGAAGAAGUAGAUGAAGAAGUCGCUUCAGUCUCGCUGACACAUGGUUCUGUGGAGCUUGAUUCAGAAACAGAUUCUGUAGAAAUGCUGGACUCGGUGACUGAAGAAGUAGAUGAAGAAGACUCUUCAGUCUCAGUGACACAUGGUUCCGUGGAGCUUGAUUCAGAAACAGAUUCUGUAGAAAUGCUAGACUCGGUGACUGAAGAAGUAGAUGAAGAAGUCUCUUCAGUUUCAGUCACACAAGGUUCUGUGGAGCUUGAUACGGAGGCAGAUUCUGUAGAAAUGCUGGACUCGGUGACUGAAGAAGUAGAUGAAGAAGUCUCUUCAGUUUCAGUGACACAUGGUUCCGUGGAGCUUGAUUCAGAAACAGAUUCUGUAGAAAUGCUGGACUCGGUGAAUGAAGAAGUAGAUGAAGAAGUCUCUUUAGUCUCGGUGACACAUGGUUCUGUGGAGCUUGAUUCAGAUACAGAUUCUGUAGAAAUGCUGGACUCAGUGACUGAAGAAGUAGAUGAAGAAGUCUCUUCCGUUUCAGUGACACAUGGUUCAGUGGAGCUUGAUUCAGAUACAGAUUCUGUAGAAAUGCUAGACUCGGUGACUGAAGAAGUAGAUGAAGAAGUCUCUUCUGUUUCAGUGACACGUGGCUCUGUGGAGCUUGAUUCAGAUACAGAUUCUGUAGAAAUGCUGGACUCAGUGACUGAAGAAGUAGAUGAAGAAGUCUCUUCCGUUUCAGUGACACAUGGUUCAGUGGAGCUUGAUUCAGAUACAGAUUCUGUAGAAAUGCUGGACUCGGUGACUGAAAAAGUAGAUGAAGAAGUCUCUUCCGUUUCAGUGACACAUGGUUCAGUGGAGCUUGAUUCAGAGGCAGAUUCUGUAGAAAUGCUUGACUCGGUAACUGAAGAAGUAGAUGAAGAAGUCUUUUCCGUUUCAGUGACACAUGGUUCUGUGGAGCUUGAUUCAGAAACAGAUUCUGUAGAAAUGCUGGACUCGGUGACUGAAGAAGUAGAUGAAGAAGACUCUUCAGUCUCAGUGACACAUGGUUCCGUGGAGCUUGAUUCAGAUACAGAUACUGUAGAAAUGCUUGACUCGGUGACUGAAGAAGUAGAUGAAGAAGUCUCUUCAGUCUCGGUGACACAUGGUUCUGUGGAGCUUGAUUCAGAUACAGAUUCUGUAGAAAUGCUGGACUCGGUGAAUGAAGAAGUAGAUGAAGAAGUCUCUUCCGUUUCAGUGACACAUGGUUCUGUGGAGCUUGAUUCAGAAACAGAUUCUGUAGAAAUGCUAGACUCGGUGACUGAAGAAGUAGAUGAAGAAGUCUCUUCAGUUUCAGUCACACAUGGUUCUGUGGAGCUUGAUACAGAGGCAGAUUCUGUAGAAAUGCUGGACUCGGUGACUGAAGAAGUAGAUGAAGAAGUCUCUUCAGUUUCAGUGACACAUGGUUCUGUGGAGCUUGAUUCAGAUACAGAUUCUGUAGAAAUGCUGGACUCGGUGACUGAAGAAGUAGAUGAAGAAGUCGCUUCAGUCUCGCUGACACAUGGUUCUGUGGAGCUUGAUUCAGAAACAGAUUCUGUAGAAAUGCUAGACUCGGUGACUGAAGAAGUAGAUGAAGAAGUCUCUUCAGUUUCAGUCACACAUGGUUCUGUGGAGCUUGAUACAGAGGCAGAUUCUGUAGAAAUGCUGGACUCGGUGACUGAAGAAGUAGAUGAAGAAGACUCUUCAGUCUCAGUGACACAUGGUUCCGUGGAGCUUGAUUCAGAUACAGAUACUGUAGAAAUGCUUGACUCGGUGACUGAAGAAGUAGAUGAAGAAGUCUCUUCAGUUUCAGUCACACAUGGUUCUGUGGAGCUUGAUACGGAGGCAGAUUCUGUAGAAAUGCUGGACUCGGUGAAUGAAGAAGUAGAUGAAGAAGUCUCUUUAGUCUCGGUGACACAUGGUUCUGUGGAGCUUGAUUCAGAUACAGAUUCUGUAGAAAUGCUGGACUCGGUGACUGAAGAAGUAGAUGAAGAAGUCUCUUCAGUUUCAGUGACACAUGGUUCCGUGGAGCUUGAUUCAGAUACAGAUACUGUAGAAAUGCUGGACUCGGUGAAUGAAGAAGUAGAUGAAGAAGUCUCUUUAGUCUCGGUGACACAUGGUUCUGUGGAGCUUGAUUCAGAAACAGAUUCUGUAGAAAUGCUGGACUCGGUGACUGAAGAAGUAGAUGAAGAAGACUCUUCAGUCUCAGUGACACAUGGUUCCGUGGAGCUUGAUUCAGAUACAGAUACUGUAGAAAUGCUGGACUCGGUGACUGAAGAAGUAGAUGAAGAAGUCUCUUCAGUUUCAGUGACACAUGGUUCCGUGGAGCUUGAUUCAGAAACAGAUUCUGUAGAAAUGCUGGACUCGGUGAAUGAAGAAGUAGAUGAAGAAGUCUCUUUAGUCUCGGUGACACAUGGUUCUGUGGAGCUUGAUUCAGAUACAGAUUCUGUAGAAAUGCUGGACUCAGUGACUGAAGAAGUAGAUGAAGAAGUCUCUUCCGUUUCAGUGACACAUGGUUCAGUGGAGCUUGAUUCAGAUACAGAUUCUGUAGAAAUGCUAGACUCGGUGACUGAAGAAGUAGAUGAAGAAGUCUCUUCUGUUUCAGUGACACGUGGCUCUGUGGAGCUUGAUUCAGAUACAGAUUCUGUAGAAAUGCUGGACUCAGUGACUGAAGAAGUAGAUGAAGAAGUCUCUUCCGUUUCAGUGACACAUGGUUCAGUGGAGCUUGAUUCAGAUACAGAUUCUGUAGAAAUGCUGGACUCGGUGACUGAAAAAGUAGAUGAAGAAGUCUCUUCCGUUUCAGUGACACAUGGUUCAGUGGAGCUUGAUUCAGAGGCAGAUUCUGUAGAAAUGCUUGACUCGGUAACUGAAGAAGUAGAUGAAGAAGUCUCUUCCGUUUCAGUGACACAUGGUUCUGUGGAGCUUGAUUCAGAAACAGAUUCUGUAGAAAUGCUGGACUCGGUGACUGAAGAAGUAGAUGAAGAAGACUCUUCAGUCUCAGUGACACAUGGUUCCGUGGAGCUUGAUUCAGAUACAGAUACUGUAGAAAUGCUUGACUCGGUGACUGAAGAAGUAGAUGAAGAAGUCUCUUCAGUCUCGGUGACACAUGGUUCUGUGGAGCUUGAUUCAGAUACAGAUUCUGUAGAAAUGCUGGACUCGGUGAAUGAAGAAGUAGAUGAAGACGUCUCUUCCGUUUCAGUGACACAUGGUUCUGUGGAGCUUGAUUCAGAAACAGAUUCUGUAGAAAUGCUAGACUCGGUGACUGAAGAAGUAGAUGAAGAAGUCUCUUCAGUUUCAGUCACACAUGGUUCUGUGGAGCUUGAUACAGAGGCAGAUUCUGUAGAAAUGCUGGACUCGGUGACUGAAAAAGUAGAUGAAGAAGUCUCUUCCGUUUCAGUGACACAUGGUUCAGUGGAGCUUGAUUCAGAUACAGAUUCUGUAGAAAUGCUAGACUCGGUGACUGAAGAAGUAGAUGAAGAAGACUCUUCAGUCUCAGUGACACAUGGUUCAGUGCAGCUUGAUUCAGAGGCAGAUUCUGUAGAAAUGCUUGACUCGGUAACUGAAGAAGUAGAUGAAGAAGUCUCUUCCGUUUCAGUGACACAUGGUUCUGUGGAGCUUGAUUCAGAAACAGAUUCUGUAGAAAUGCUGGACUCGGUGACUGAAGAAGUAGAUGAAGAAGACUCUUCAGUCUCAGUGACACAUGGUUCUGUGGAGCUUGAUACAGAGGCAGAUUCUGUAGAAAUGCUGGACUCGGUGACUGAAGAAGUAGAUGAAGAAGUCUCUUCCGUUUCAGUGACACAUGGUUCAGUGGAGCUUGAUUCAGAUACAGAUUCUGUAGAAAUGCUGGACUCGGUGACUGAAGAAGUAGAUGAAGAAGACUCUUCAGUCUCAGUGACACAUGGUUCAGUGCAGCUUGAUUCAGAGGCAGAUUCUGUAGAAAUGCUUGACUCGGUAACUGAAGAAGUAGAUGAAGAAGUCUCUUCCGUUUCAGUGACACAUGGUUCUGUGGAGCUUGAUUCAGAAACAGAUUCUGUAGAAAUGCUGGACUCGGUGACUGAAGAAGUAGAUGAAGAAGACUCUUCAGUCUCAGUGACACAUGGUUCCGUGGAGCUUGAUUCAGAUACAGAUACUGUAGAAAUGCUUGACUCGGUGACUGAAGAAGUAGAUGAAGAAGUCUCUUCAGUCUCGGUGACACAUGGUUCUGUGGAGCUUGAUUCAGAUACAGAUUCUGUAGAAAUGCUGGACUCGGUGAAUGAAGAAGUAGAUGAAGAAGUCUCUUCUGUUUCAGUGACACGUGGCUCUGUGGAGCUUGAUUCAGAUACAGAUUCUGUAGAAAUGCUGGACUCAGUGACUGAAGAAGUAGAUGAAGAAGUCUCUUCCGUUUCAGUGACACAUGGUUCAGUGGAGCUUGAUUCAGAUACAGAUUCUGUAGAAAUGCUAGACUCGGUGACUGAAGAAGUAGAUGAAGAAGACUCUUCAGUCUCAGUGACACAUGGUUCAGUGCAGCUUGAUUCAGAGGCAGAUUCUGUAGAAAUGCUUGACUCGGUAACUGAAGAAGUAGAUGAAGAAGUCUCUUCCGUUUCAGUGACACAUGGUUCUGUGGAGCUUGAUUCAGAUACAGAUUCUGUAGAAAUGCUGGACUCGGUGACUGAAGAAGUAGAUGAAGAAGUCUCUUCAGUUUCAGUCACACAUGGUUCUGUGGAGCUUGAUACAGAGGCAGAUUCUGUAGAAAUGCUGGACUCGGUGACUGAAGAAGUAGAUGAAGAAGUCUCUUCCGUUUCAGUGACACAUGGUUCAGUGGAGCUUGAUUCAGAUACAGAUUCUGUAGAAAUGCUGGACUCGGUGACUGAAGAAGUAGAUGAAGAAGACUCUUCAGUCUCAGUGACACAUGGUUCAGUGCAGCUUGAUUCAGAGGCAGAUUCUGUAGAAAUGCUUGACUCGGUAACUGAAGAAGUAGAUGAAGAAGUCUCUUCCGUUUCAGUGACACAUGGUUCUGUGGAGCUUGAUUCAGAAACAGAUUCUGUAGAAAUGCUGGACUCGGUGACUGAAGAAGUAGAUGAAGAAGACUCUUCAGUCUCAGUGACACAUGGUUCCGUGGAGCUUGAUUCAGAUACAGAUACUGUAGAAAUGCUUGACUCGGUGACUGAAGAAGUAGAUGAAGAAGUCUCUUCAGUCUCGGUGACACAUGGUUCUGUGGAGCUUGAUUCAGAUACAGAUUCUGUAGAAAUGCUGGACUCGGUGAAUGAAGAAGUAGAUGAAGAAGUCUCUUCCGUUUCAGUGACACAUGGUUCUGUGGAGCUUGAUUCAGAAACAGAUUCUGUAGAAAUGCUAGACUCGGUGACUGAAGAAGUAGAUGAAGAAGUCUCUUCAGUUUCAGUCACACAUGGUUCUGUGGAGCUUGAUACAGAGGCAGAUUCUGUAGAAAUGCUGGACUCGGUGACUGAAGAAGUAGAUGAAGAAGUCUCUUCAGUUUCAGUGACACAUGGUUCUGUGGAGCUUGAUUCAGAUACAGAUUCUGUAGAAAUGCUAGACUCGGUGACUGAAGAAGUAGAUGAAGAAGUCUCUUUAGUCUCGGUGACACAUGGUUCUGUGGAGCUUGAUUCAGAAACAGAUUCUGUAGAAAUGCUAGACUCGGUGACUGAAGAAGUAGAUGAAGAAGUCUCUUCAGUUUCAGUCACACAUGGUUCUGUGGAGCUUGAUACAGAGGCAGAUUCUGUAGAAAUGCUGGACUCGGUGAAUGAAGAAGUAGAUGAAGAAGUCUCUUUAGUCUCGGUGACACAUGGUUCUGUGGAGCUUGAUUCAGAUACAGAUUCUGUAGAAAUGCUAGACUCGGUGACUGAAGAAGUAGAUGAAGAAGUCUCUUCAGUUUCAGUCACACAUGGUUCUGUGGAGCUUGAUUCAGAUACAGAUUCUGUAGAAAUGCUGGACUCGGUGAAUGAAGAAGUAGAUGAAGAAGUCUCUUUAGUCUCGGUGACACAUGGUUCUGUGGAGCUUGAUUCAGAUACAGAUUCUGUAGAAAUGCUAGACUCGGUGACUGAAGAAGUAGAUGAAGAAGUCUCUUCAGUUUCAGUGACACAUGGUUCUGUGGAGCUUGAUUCAGAAACAGAUUCUGUAGAAAUGCUGGACUCGGUGAAUGAAGAAGUAGAUGAAGAAGUCUCUUUAGUCUCGGUGACACAUGGUUCUGUGGAGCUUGAUUCAGAUACAGAUUCUGUAGAAAUGCUGGACUCAGUGACUGAAGAAGUAGAUGAAGAAGUCUCUUCUGUUUCAGUGACACGUGGCUCUGUGGAGCUUGAUUCAGAUACAGAUUCUGUAGAAAUGCUGGACUCAGUGACUGAAGAAGUAGAUGAAGAAGUCUCUUCCGUUUCAGUGACACAUGGUUCAGUGGAGCUUGAUUCAGAUACAGAUUCUGUAGAAAUGCUAGACUCGGUGACUGAAGAAGUAGAUGAAGAAGUCUCUUCUGUUUCAGUGACACGUGGCUCUGUGGAGCUUGAUUCAGAUACAGAUUCUGUAGAAAUGCUGGACUCAGUGACUGAAGAAGUAGAUGAAGAAGUCUCUUCCGUUUCAGUGACACAUGGUUCAGUGGAGCUUGAUUCAGAUACAGAUUCUGUAGAAAUGCUGGACUCGGUGACUGAAAAAGUAGAUGAAGAAGUCUCUUCAGUUUCAGUGACACAUGGUUCAGUGGAGCUUGAUUCAGAUACAGAUUCUGUAGAAAUGCUGGACUCGGUGACUGAAGGAGUAGAUGAAGAAGUCUCUUCCGUUUCAGUGACACAUGGUUCAGUGGAGCUUGAUUCAGAGGCAGAUUCUGUAGAAAUGCUUGACUCGGUAACUGAAGAAGUAGAUGAAGAAGUCUCUUCGGUUUCAGUGACACAUGGUUCUGUAGAGCUUGAUUCAGAGGCAGAUUCUGUAGAAAUGCUGGACUCUGUGGUUUCAAGUCUUGUUAGUAGUUUCGAAGUUGUAAGAGCUGCAAUUAUUUUUUUUUGUGUCCAAAACCAGUUUGAAUUAGUUUAUGCAAGCUGUACCUGA